Molecule: messenger RNA, 2391 nt
Organism: Candidozyma duobushaemuli
Lineage: Eukaryota; Fungi; Ascomycota; Pichiomycetes; Serinales; Metschnikowiaceae
Exons: 1
Coding region: 1-2391 (796 amino acids)
Source: RefSeq, a predicted model, not a curated record
AUGUUCAAGAAAAUCUUCCGGCCUCCUUCCUCGAGAUCGAAGAAGGAAAUAGAGAAAACGUUUUUUGACAAAGGGCCAACUAUCAGGGUCACCUCUUUAACCGAUUCAGAUCUUCAGCGGUAUCGUGAAGACAACGGCCCCUCUGACACCAAGUGUGAGAUUUCCACUGACAAAACGGAAAAGAAGGACCUUCGGAAGGACUUGUUCUCUGGAAUUGACCCAUCUGAUAUCACAAUUGAAGAUCUUGAUCCUUACGCAGACAAGAAUCGGGUCCGUCGUUCGAGAAGCUUCACACUUCCACCAUCUAAACCGCCAUCUGCCUUUAAGUUGCCCCGGAGCAAAACGGUACACUUUGCCGACCAAAGCGAAUCUUUGAAAAGGCUCAGAAAGAGGGCAUCUGAGGAAGAAAGCUCGCUGGUUUACUCUGAUGAGUCGGCUGACUUGAGAGGUAUUCACGGUAAGGUUCAAGAGCGGCUUACAGGAAUCUUCAAGGAAGAGGAUUGUGAGUUCAAAGCAAAUGAAGAAACAAAACCAGCAGAAGGCACCUGCUCUGUUCAAGCAGGCACAAAACAGAAAAGUUCCGAAUCACCACUCGGAGACGAAGAACUCACAAUUCAUGAAAGAAUAGACGAAAAGCUGCCAGAACCGUCUUCUGAUGAUAGUCUCUCUCCCAAUAUGGCAAAUAUUGAGGUUCUGCCUGAUACGAAAGACUGGGAUCACACGAUUUAUGUUUCUUGUGAUGAGAACGGAAGAAACAUCAUUAAGCAGCUAUCUGAUUUGUAUCAGAAACACUUCCCGGACACUAACCUCGAUUUUGAUGACUUGGGUGAGCUUAUAAUCAGUAUUGACUCCGGGAUUGGAGAUAGCAUCCAACAGAACAAGUUUUGUCAGUCUCUUCUUGCUUCAGAAAAGAAGAGGGCUAAUGAUGCAGAAGCCGAUGUGGAGGCUUGGAAGCAACAAUUUGAUGAGAUAAACUCAAAGUACGAGGAGCUCAAUGCUAUUCAAACUGAGAGGCAGAAUCGUUUGGAGGGCGAGAUUGAACACAUCUUGGAAAAGUCCUCCAAAGAGCUUGAGGCUUCAAAUGAGGUCAUUGAAGACUUACGUAACCAGUUGAGGGAAAAUAGCCAAAGGUGUGAUGAUCAAGAACAUGCCAUUGAAGCGCUCACAGGGAAGGAAGGUGUUCUCUUGAAGGAAAAAGAGUCCCUAGAAACAGAUCUUUCCAAAAGUUUCAGAGAAAAUGAAUUGUUGAAAAAAGCGAUUGAAGAGAUCAAGAGCAAACUGUUGGAGGAUCUGAAAGCCAACAAUUUGAGAGUGAUUGACCUUAAAAGUGAGAACAACGACUUGAAAGAGAGCUUGUAUGCCACUAACCAAGACCGAGAAGUACUCUGGACAACCAAAGUCGACCUCGAGCGUAAGCUUCAAGACUACAUUAUCAAGAUUGAAUCACUUGGAACGGCUGAGAAGGAAUGCAAGGCUACCAUCAGUCAAAAGGAUGCUACCAUUGCGGAAAAGAUGUGCAUCAUUGAGAACUUUGAAAGCAACGCCCAGAAGUACGAGGAAGCGAGUGAGGCUCUCGCCAGAAAGAACUUACAGUUGAAAAUAGAUCUUGAGGCUUGCCAGACCGAGAGGUUAAACUUCGAGACACGGGUGGAAGAGCUUAGCUUGGAAAGAGAAUCCUUCUUGCAAUCUCUUGAAAGCCUCCAACGCAAGGUGGAUGAUGGAUCAAAAGAGCUCAAAGAGGUCGAGAGCAAAAAUUUGGAGGCCCUGAAACAAUUACGAAAUCUCUUCGACAAGCAACAGCAGGAAGCCGCUCAGUCUUCCAAGGAGCUUGAGAAUAAAGAGUUAGAGAAAAAGCUGCUCGAACAAAAAGUUUUUGACCUCAAUGCUGAAGUUCUUCAGCUCAAGAAGGAAGUCAAGACAAGAAGAGCCAACUUCCACACUUGCUUUGAUGGGUUCGAGACGAUGAAGUGGUCCAAUAACUUCACUGUGGAAACAAUGAAAAAGCUUCUCAAAAGCACGUACGAAGCAAUGGCUCCCUUCCUUGCUAGGGAGGCCGCCUCAGCAAAUGCGCAGCUCUACUACGAGGUCAAUCGCAUCAUGGUCUUCAGCAAGGAUAACCAGACCAGUCUCACUGAAUUGACAACAGCUCUCGUUGAAUCAAGCCGUCAAGUUUCCCGUGAGUAUGCGGAAACCCUUGAGGCUCUUAGAAUGGAGAAAAAAGGUCGAGCAGAAAGUCAAAGGGAGUCAAUGGCUGUGAUCAGGCGGUUAGCACGCACGAACCGCAGAAUGCAAAAGGCUUCCCAGCAGAUCGAAGAGAUUUCGAUACCAGCCAACAUGCAUGCUGGCAGAAAAAGGCAAGUACGCGAUUGCCCAGUCGAGGCAGCAAAUUGA